UCUCUUCUCAUUUUUAGAUUAAAUAAAAAUGGAACAUUUUGAGAUAGUUCUGUUACUUUCUAUGUCUAUGUGGCUCUGUGCGUUUUCUGUCGAUUUUCUGAAAUUUUCAAAAUUGAAUAAGGACGUUACUGCUGACGUCGUUAUAACGUUUCAAUGCGGGAACAUAGGUACAUGCUUAGCAAAGUGUAAGAGGUUUGACGUCAAUUAUGAUGCGGUCAGAUACGUGAAUGGACUUUGUUCGUUGUAUAGAGACGUCGUUGUCUUGGGAACGGAUUAUACUGGCUCUGGAGAAACUUAUUUGCGACAACCGGUAAGAACUCAAUUUGGAUCAUCAAUGUAUUUGUCAUUUUCCGCUGAAAGAUCUUGGCAGGAUGCACAAAACACGUGCGAGCUCAUGGGCGGCCAUCUUGUAACCAUAACAACGCAGGAAGAAAACAACUUUGUCCUUGGCCUACGAGUUGACCCUUUAUCAGACACGUGGGUAGGCGCAAAUGACCUUUCGGUAGAGGGCAAUUUCACCUGGAUUACAGGAGAGGAGUGGACGUACAGUAAGUUUACCAAUGCGGACGGCUGGAAUGGAUCUCAUGAUGACACUGAUUGUAUGCUUAUUAAACGCGAUCAGUUUGAAAGUCCCCUCUUCUCAAACAAAUUCGAUGACGCUUAUUGCAGCCGUUUGGUGAAGUUUGUCUGCGAAAUGUCUCUAUAAUGCUUUUACAUCGAAAUUUAUGCCUGUGUUACAUAGCAUAGACAUAUAUUUUUUCCUGUAUAACACUCAUAGAAUAUACAAGGGGAAUAACGAAUACAUGAAUACAAUAGUUCAUAAAUAGCAUUUUUAAGGACUAUUUUAUUCCGAAAAAUGUCACACACUUUGUUUAAAUAACGCCAAAUCAAUGUUUAAUACACUUGUGUCGAAUAAUCGAGAUAUUGUGCAUGUAAUCAUCGAAAUAGCUUAUCUUAUUUUUUACCAAAGUCCGCAUAAAGCGCAGUUUUUCUCGCUUGUUUACAUUAUGCAGACGACGAAUAUGGAAUGUACAAAGGUGAUGACGAUCCUGACUCUUAAGUUGUGUAAAUACCAACUAUACACCAAUGUUUUCUUUUUUAAAAACUAUUUGAGCUUUGGUAAACUUAUGUUAUGUUAAACUAUAACUUAAACUAUAUUUUCUCACACUUCGCAAAUUCAUAUGUGCACAUU
Messenger RNA from Mya arenaria, 1192 nucleotides. Its product is annotated as alpha-N-acetylgalactosamine-specific lectin-like. The record is from RefSeq and is a predicted model, not a curated record. The coding region runs from base 29 to 706 and encodes 225 amino acids. The transcript has 2 exons. NCBI's taxonomy places the organism in Eukaryota, Metazoa, Mollusca, Bivalvia, Myida, Myidae.